Molecule: messenger RNA, 3849 nt
Organism: Cryptomeria japonica (Japanese cedar)
Lineage: Eukaryota; Viridiplantae; Streptophyta; Pinopsida; Cupressales; Cupressaceae
Exons: 3
Coding region: 17-2914 (965 amino acids)
Source: RefSeq, a predicted model, not a curated record
CCUUCACUUUUUGUGUAUGUGCGUUCUUGCUCUUGUGCAUUGUUGUCUCUGUGCGCUCUUGAUCUUGUGCAUUGCGUUCUUGAUCUUUUGCAGUGUUAUCUCUGUGCGUUCUUGCAUUGUGAUUUUGGGUGUUUUUGAAGAAGCCCAACUGAGAAGAAUGGCCACCCCGAAAUACAGAGGAAUGGAGCGAAGGCCUUGCUCCAAAAUCAUGAUUCAGCUAUUAGUGGUGGCGUUCUCUGUGUUUGUUGGUUGUAUAUCUAAAUGGCAAUAUAUGUCAAUUAAUAAUUCACAAGUACUAAUCAAUGAAUUGGGCUUUGCAUGCAAUUGUAGCAAGUUGUGUGCCGGUUUUAAUUUGCAAGCUCUCAAUGAUAAAUUCGGCCUGCCAAUUGGUGAAAAAUCAGAAGAAUUGGACCUGCCAAUCAAUGCAUAUGCAGAGGAACUGGGCUUUGCAUGCAAUUAUAGCAACUUGUAUGCUGGUCUAAAUUUGCAAGAAUAUGCAGAUGGAAUGGGCCUGUCAAUUGGUGAAAAAUCAGAAGAAUUGGACCUGCCAAUCAAUGCAUAUGCAGAGGAACUGGGCUUUGCAUACACUCCUAGCAACUUGUAUGCUGGUCUAAAUUUGCAAGAAUAUGCAGAUGGAAUGGGCCUGUCAAUUGGUGAAAAUUCAGAAGAAUUGGACCUGCCAAUCAAUGCUUAUGCAGAGGAACUGGGCUUUGCAUACACUCCUAGCAACUUGUAUGCUGGUCUAAAUUUGCAAGAAUAUGCAGAUGGAAUGGGCCUGUCAAUUGGUGAAAAAUCAGAAGAAUUGGACCUGCCAAUAAAUGCAUAUGCAGAGGAACUGGGCUUUGCAUACACUCCUAGCAACUUGUAUGCUGGUCUAAAUUUUCAAGAAUAUGCAGAUGGAAUGGGCCUGUCAAUUGGUGAAAAUUCAGAAGAAUUGGACCUGCCAAUCAAUGAAUAUGCAGAUGAACUGGGCUUUGCAUACAAUCCUAGCAACUUGUAUGCUGGUCUAAAUUUGCAAGAAUAUGCAGAUGGAAUGGGCCUGUCGAUUGGUGAAAAUUCAGAAGAAUUGGACCUGCCAAUCAAUGCAUAUGCAGAUGAACUGGGCUUUCCAUACAAUCCUAGCAACUUGUAUGCUGGUCUAAAUUUGCAAGAAUAUGCAGAUGGAAUGGGCCUGUCAAUUGGUGAAAAUUCAGAAGAAUUGGACCUGCGAAUCAAUGCAUAUGCAGAGGAAUUGGGCUUUGCAUCCAAUCCUACCAACUUGUAUGCUGGUCUAAAUUUGCAAGAAUAUGCAGAUGGAAUGGGCCUGUCAAUUGGUGAAAAAUCAGAAGAUUUGGACCUGCCAAUCAAUGCAUAUGCAGAGGAACUGGGCUUUGCAUGCAAUCCUAGCAACUUGUAUGCUGGUCUAAAUAUGCAAGAAUAUGCAGAUGGAAUGGGCCUGUCAAUUGGUGAAAAUAAAAAAGAAUUGGACCUGCCAAUCAAUGCAUAUGCAGAGGAAUUGGGCUUUGCAUGCAAUCCUAGCAACAUGCAUGCUGGUCUAAAUAUGCAAGAAUAUGCAGAUGGAAUGGGCCUGUCAAUUAGUGAAAAUUCAGAGGAAUUGGACCUGCCAAUCAAUGCAUAUGCAGAGGAAUUGGACCUGCCAAUCAAUGCAUAUGCAGAGGAAUUGGGCUUUGCAUACAAUCCUAGCAAUUUGUAUGCUGGUCUAAAUUUGCAAGAAUAUGCAGAUGGAAUGGACCUGUCAAUUGGUGAAAAUUCAGAAGAAUUGGACCUGCCAAUCAAUGCAUAUGCAGAGGAAUUGGGCUUUGCAUCCAAUCCUAGCAACUUGUAUGCUGGUCUAAAUUUGCAAGAAUAUGGAGAUGGAAUGGGCCCGUCAAUUGGUGAAAAUUCAGAAGAAUUGGACCUGCCAAUCAAUGCAUAUGCAGAGGAACUGGGCUUUGCAUACAAUCCUAGCAACCUGUAUGCUGGUCUAAAUUUUCAAGAAUAUGCAGAUGGAAUGGGCCUGUCAAUUGGUGAAAAUUCAGAAGAAUUGGACCUGCCAAUCAAUGCAUAUGCAGAUGAAUUGGGCUUUGCAUGCAAUUAUAGCAACUUGUAUGCUGUUCUAAAUUUCCAAGAAUAUGCAGAUGAAAUCGGGCUGUCAAUUGGCGAAAAUUCAGAGGAAUUGGACCUGCCAAUGAAUGCAUAUGCAGAUAAAUUGGGUUUUACAUGCAAUUCUAGCAACUUGUAUGCUGGUCUUAAUUUGCCGCAAUCUCUCAGUGAAUAUGCAGAUGGAUUUGGCCUGCCAAUUGGUGGCAAUUCAAAAGAAAUGGAGCUGCCAAUCAAUGCAUAUGCAGAUGAAUUGGGUCUGUUAAUUAGCAGACAUUCAGAGGAAUCUCGCCUUCCAAUCAAUGAAAAUACAGAGGAAGUCAGCGUUUUAAUUGGUCUGUCUGUCACGUCAGAGGAAAAAAAGACCAAGGAAUGGGUGUUGGAUGUUUUUCUUGGACGAGAUUCCAAACAUUUGGGAGCAGUGUGUCCUCUGGCUCUGGUUUGUGCAGUUACGGGUGCAUUUUUUUGUACAGCUGUAGUAGUGAUUAAUUGGUCCAAGAAAAGGGCAACAUACCCUAGUACUAAGUCUUCCCUAGAAUUUCGUAAAGAAAUUCAGACAAAGACAAACGAGCAUACACAACAACGUCCUUUUCAGAAGGUGAUUCUUGAUAAUGCAGAAGAAUCAUAUUCUAGAAAGGAUGUAGAUAAAAAGCAGCUAAAAGAAAUACCUAUCCGAAGAUCAGAUAGAAUUUCAAACCGAAAAAAAUCCGAUUGCGCUCUCUAUAAACAAGAUGUAGAGAGAAAGCAGCUAAAUGCAAUCCCUUUGAGGAGAUCAGAGCGGAUCAGGAAUUUAACAAAAUCUGAUUGUGCUCGUACUCAUAGACAGCAUGCAUAGACUGUUUAUCAGAAUGCAUCAAAGGGAUGUUAUUUUAUUUCAAUCACACAGAUAUAACAUUUGUAGAUUAUGUAAGAGUGGGUUUGUUGAAUAGGCUUAAACCUUUCGUCGCCUCUUUGCUACUUUCCUUGAAUCCGAAGACCCCUUGGUCCUUUAAUUUUAUUGCCAUGUUUUCCUUGACUGCUAAGGCCUCUCGGUUGUGGUUUUUCUGUCAGUCUUUGUCCAGCGGGCUAUUUAUUUAUACCCUUGAUGGUCAUCCUUGCUCUUCUUCAGAAUCUUUCAGUGUUACAGCAAUCAUUGUCUUCAUGGUUUCCGUGGUACAAUUCUUGACUCUAGAUAAGACAGAUUGUAUGCUCAACAGGGGUUUUGGGCCACAAAUUUGUAAAAUUGUUUAAAAAAUAGAUAUGCCUUCUCUAGGUUGAAGGCAGAUACAAUGAAUUAUUUGGUAGGGGAUUUUCUUUCGAAUUACAUAUUUUAAGUUGUUGGAAGGGUUGGUUCCAGUAAAGAUCUGAUUGUGCAGAGAUUAGAGUUUGUAGCAUUUAAUGAUAAGUGAAGCUGUCUAAUGGAUCUUCUUUAUGCUUCAAAGUAUGUUAUGAACUUGGAAAAUGCACAAAAUGGAGGAAUUAAACUGAACUUCUUUAUGAGCAGGGAAUUUGAAAGAAAGAAGCUUUAAACUCCAGAAUUUUUACAGCUUGUGGACAGGAAGGUAAUGCUUGAGUUUGUCAUAAGUUCCAAGCAGCAAACUGGCUGUUCAAAGUUAAUCAUGUAUAAAUGUUCCUUGAAAGCUUUGACCAUUGAAAGCUGGGGUGGUUUCUCCUAGGAUUAGUGUAAUCCCUGAACUACUUUGAUAUCUAGCUUCCAGUGAUCUUUGUUGAAGAAUAUUUUCAUGGCCAAGGUUUUUACUGGAUCCAAUUAAUAGAUGAUAUAUUUUAAGA